Messenger RNA from Diaporthe citri, 1068 nucleotides. RefSeq lists its product as uncharacterized. The record is from RefSeq and is a predicted model, not a curated record. The coding region runs from base 1 to 1068 and encodes 355 amino acids. The transcript has a single exon. NCBI's taxonomy places the organism in Eukaryota, Fungi, Ascomycota, Sordariomycetes, Diaporthales, Diaporthaceae.
AUGGCGACUCCUUGGUUCCAUCCGGACUCGUCCGCCCUGAGCCUUUUGCGCAGCUUCCUCUCACAGUGCUGGCCCCCAGCACCAGCCUUUGCCCCCCAAGACCUUAUUGCCCAGGGCUCAGCAGCAGGCCGCGUCUUCAUCGUCACCGGGGCCAACUCCGGAAUCGGGCUUGAGCUAGUUAAGACCCUGCACCUUGGCGGUGCCAUCGUCUACCUGGCCUGCCGCUCCGCCGAGCGCGCAGCAAAGGCCAUCGACGAAGUCAAGAGUGCCUACCAAAACACCACCCACGCGGAUGACGCCCCCGAAUGUGGCACCCUCCACUUCCUGCCCCUGGACCUCGCAGACCUGCCCUCCGUCCACGCCUUCGCCGCGGCGUUCGCAGCUCGUGAGUCCCGCCUCGACGUGCUCUUCCACGUCGCCGGCGUGGCCAACGAGCCCCGCGGCACCACGACGGCGCAAGGGCUCGAGGCGCACCUGGGCACCAACUGCGUCGCGCCCCUCGCCCUGACGCAGGCCCUGCGCCCGCUUCUCGCCGCCACCGCCUCCCUCCCGGGAGUGGCCGCCGGCUCCGUGCGCGUCGUCUGGACGGCCUCGCUGUCGAUGGAAACGUUCACGCCCCGGGGCGGCGUGGACUUUGCCGCGCUCGAGCACGACGCGGCCCUGUUGCAGGUCCACCCGUGGCGCGCGUACGGCGUGUCCAAGUGCGGGAACUGGUUCCUCGCGCGCGAGUGCGCCCGCCGGUUCCGUGACGACGGCGUCGCCAGCGCGGCUGUCAACCCGGGGCAGCUCCGCACGGACGCCUGGCGCCACGUCUCGGGCCCUAUCAUGUGGCUGAUGAGGCCGACCAUGUACGAUGCCCACAUGGGCGUGCUGUCGAUGCUGUAUGCCGGCUUUGCGCCCGACGUGGCUGCCGGGGGGAAUAAUGGGUGCUACGUGAUGCCGUGGGGGCGGAUCAUGCGGCGCUGUGCGCGCGAGGACAUCGAGGAGGCGUUGCGUGGCGGCGCGGCUGAGCGCUUUUGGGAGUGGUGUGAUUCAAAGGCACGGGAGGUGUUCAAGAAGGGAGUAUGA